UGAUAAUCUGCUUUAAAAAAAAAGGGAGCAAUGGGAGGUUCUUUUUUUUUUCACAGCCAAAAUACACUAAAAUUUAAAAAAGUCUAGAUUUUACAGAGGAGAUAAAAAUAAAUGAUCAGGUGGAAAUCUGGAAUCUCGUAAUCGAACUUUUUUUUUUAGUGAAACAAUAGUGUUUCUCUUACAAUUUGUUAUGGCUCUAAAACUUCAUCAUUGUAAUAAAGUUGCUUUGACCAAACGAACACAAGGUGGAAACAGUGAUGAAGCAUCAAGGUAACCUUAUUAGUCUUUUUAUCUAUUUCUCUCUUUCUCUCUCUUUUUUGUAUUAUAACCCGUGCAGGUCCCGUACAACGUACACACACACACCCCCUUUUUUCGUAAAAAAAAGAGAAGCUCUUGAUCCCGGGUUGCCUUUAAAAUUUAAACUCCAAAGAGUAAUUUAUUUAUUCUUUCUCUCUCUCACUCACUCUCACUCUCUCUCUCUCUCUCUUUCUCUCUCUUUUUCAUAAUUCCCUUUUUUUUCACUUACUACAACAAUUAUAAAAG
Gilbertella persicaria is the source of this 543-nucleotide messenger RNA. RefSeq lists its product as uncharacterized. Bases 258 to 506 code for a protein of 82 amino acids. The transcript has a single exon. Lineage: Eukaryota; Fungi; Mucoromycota; Mucoromycetes; Mucorales; Choanephoraceae. The record is from RefSeq and is a predicted model, not a curated record.